Molecule: messenger RNA, 1291 nt
Organism: Camellia sinensis
Lineage: Eukaryota; Viridiplantae; Streptophyta; Magnoliopsida; Ericales; Theaceae
Product: bZIP transcription factor 53
Biological process (GO): positive regulation of DNA-templated transcription
Cellular component (GO): nucleus
Molecular function (GO): transcription cis-regulatory region binding; DNA-binding transcription factor activity
Source: RefSeq, a predicted model, not a curated record
CUUCGGCUAUAAAUACCCCUCGAAAGCCUUUCUCACCUUAUUUCGUCUAAGCGUCCAAGCAUUGGAUUAGUCGUCUGUCUAUCUUUAUAAAUCUAAAAAAUCUCGGUUUUCGGUUCAGAUCUAGGGUUUAAUAUCAUCAAACGAUUCAAUCUCCGUUCGAUUUCUUGAUCGCUGGUGUUGUUCUGUUAAAAUUUUCAAUGAUUUCAUAUUCUUGAUGAGCUGCGCAAUUCUCAUGCGUCGGAUUCGGAUCCUGCACUCCUUCUCGGUUGUAUUCCUCUACUGGUUCUACGUGUUUUCAUAAAUUUUCCCUCUAAUUAAUUAGUUACUUCAAACAAUCCUCAUUUUUUCUUACCCAACAACUCUCAAAACCCUAAAUCUUCACACCGAUUGUAAACCCCCAAAUUUUACCUAAAUUGUAAAACCCCUAUCAAAAAUUUCAAUCAAUUCAAAAGAAUCCAGUAGGUAAUUUUCCGGGAGAGUGCCAGGAAAGAUGGAUUCAACGAAACCGAGUUCACGAUCCGAUGGGGACCCGAGGUAUGCGGGAGUGGUCGAUGAGAGGAAGAGGAAGAGAAUGAUAUCGAACAGGGACUCGGCGAGGAGGUCUCGGAUGAAGAAGCAACAGCAUGUGGAUGGUCUGACCACUCAAAUUACCCAAUUGCAAAGCGAGAACAAUCUAAUUGCUGAUCAGAUCAAUGCCGUUGCAAACAUGUACGUUGGGCUUGAAUCCGAGAACAAUGUUCUGAGAGCUCAACUCGCAGAGCUGACUGAUCGUCUAAGGUCGUUGAAUUCGGUGCUUCAGAUCGUGGAGGAGGUUAGCGGGCUUGCAAUGGACAUUCCUGAAAUCCCAGAUGCUUUGCUUGAACCAUGGCAACUCCCUUGUCCAAUGCAGACUUCUGCAAGCAUGUUUCAAUGCUGAAUGAAUACUAGUCUCCUCAUCAUCCAAGUAUGGUUGAGUUGAUAGACCACUCUUUCUAUGGAUUUGGUUUUCAUGGUUUUCAAUGUUUAUGUAUGUUUGUCUGCUUUAUCUGUUGUUUAGCUUGAGUUUAUUAUUAGAUGUGGCUUUGGGGUUUUCAAUGUUUAUGUAAUGUUUGUCUGCUUUAUCUGUUGUUUAGCUUGAGUUUGUUAUUAGAUGUGGCUUUGGGGUCUGAAAUUGGUAGUGUUCUUGGAUCAGACUUUCUAUGUUAUAUUUUAGCUUGUUUGAAUUGUCAAAAACAAUUUGCCAUGUUCUAUACUAUAUGGUUGAUUUGUGGUUGUAAUUCAAAUUACUCAAUGUGGUUUCUAAUUGAUCAUA